This is a messenger RNA of Teleopsis dalmanni, 1394 nucleotides long. It is a transcript of the gene Ist1, whose product is annotated as IST1 homolog. The coding region runs from base 84 to 1232 and encodes 382 amino acids. The record is from RefSeq and is a predicted model, not a curated record. The transcript is spliced from 5 exons. Gene Ontology annotation, biological process: protein transport. Lineage: Eukaryota; Metazoa; Arthropoda; Insecta; Diptera; Diopsidae.
AGUCACUUUGUCUAAAAUUCUUCGACAUUAUUCAUAUAUUUGCUUAUAUUUAUAUUAUAUUGUUUAAUUAAUUAAUUGAAAAAAUGUUUUCGAGCGGUCCAAAUUAUACUAAAUUAAAAACAAAUCUUCGUUUGGCCACAAGUCGCUUAAAGCUCCUGGAAAAGAAAAAAUCAGAACUGGCCCAAAAGUCACGAAAGGAAAUUGGAGAUUUUUUGUCCAACGGUAAAACUGAACGUGCCCGUAUACGUGUGGAACACAUAAUACGCGAGGAUUACUUAGUUGAAGCAAUGGAAAUUGUGGAAAUGUACUGUGACAUGCUCUUGGCUCGUUUUGGUCUAGUGACGCAGAUGAAAGAACUUGACGAUGGUAUUGCUGAAGCAGUUUCUAGUUUAGUUUGGGUGUGUCCACGUUUGCAAAGUGAUGUUACAGAGCUUAAAAUAAUAUCUGACAUAUUUAUAAGCAAGUAUGGACCGCAGUUCGCAGAAGCUGCGCGAACUGCUACAGGAAAUCACCAAGUAUCAGAGAAAUUAAUGCAUAAGCUGCAGCUGCAAGCACCGCCCAAACUAUUGGUGGAAAAAUAUUUAAUUGAAAUCGCUCGAAAUUAUAAUAUUGAAUAUGAGCCAGAUCCACAAGUUAUGAAAGACGAAGGCAAAGAUGGUCAACAAGCUUAUUUAAUUGAUUUAUCGGACAAAAAUAAUCUAGGUGGUGCUAGUGGUCCGCCGCCUCAAAUGGGCUUCAUUGGAUACCCUGCUGUACCUCCAUUACCAGUAAUGCCCGAUCCACCAGCUACUAAGCCUUUUAACUAUCCUCCACCGUACGGAGGUGGUGGAGGUGGGGGUGCAGCAGGUUUCAUUCCUACAAAUGCUAAUACUCCACCAUUUUCAUACAACAUACCACCAAAUGUUCCGCAAUCAAUGCCGCCAACGAACGAAAAGAAGGACUUAAACACAAAUUUCAUUGAUCGAGCUAAAGCACACAAUGAUCCUCCACCCCGGUAUUCAUCAAUUAAUCCUUAUAAUUUGCAAAACACAAAUAAACCUAAACCACAGCCACGUUCAAAACUACCUCCAGCAACACCUAGUGCUCCGCCACACCUCCCAGAUAUUCCGAAUCUUCCGAAUGUCCCAAAUGAUUUGCCAGACAUUCCUUGCGAUAAUGAAAAACCAGAAAAUGAUGACAUCGAUUUUGAUGACUUGUCGCGACGCUUUGAAAAUUUGAAGAAGAAGAAGUAAACGAAGAAUUCCUAAAUAUUUGUUAUAAUCAUAUUAUGUAUAUUUAUUCAUUGGUUACAAAUUAUCUACAAAUGUAAAGUUGUGUUAACUUACUGUGCAAAUUAAUCAUAUGUAUAAACAUAUAUUAUAAAAAUAAUCAAUAAAAAGAAAUAUAUAAUUAAA